Molecule: messenger RNA, 2145 nt
Organism: Morus notabilis
Lineage: Eukaryota; Viridiplantae; Streptophyta; Magnoliopsida; Rosales; Moraceae
Product: calcium/calmodulin-regulated receptor-like kinase 2
Exons: 8
Coding region: 255-1526 (423 amino acids)
Biological process (GO): protein phosphorylation
Molecular function (GO): protein kinase activity; ATP binding
Source: RefSeq, a predicted model, not a curated record
AGCCUCCAGAUAGGACAACGCCUUUUUUCUUUUUUCGCAGGCCACUCUCUCUCUCUCUCUCUCUCUCUUCUCUGCACACUGGUUGAGUUGUUGAUUGUCAACCUUGACUCCUGAGAGAGACGAAAUCCAGAGUUGCGGAAACCGAUCGCCGUCUCAUCGAGUUGGGUUUUCCGUUUUUCUUUCUGAUCAGAGAAUCUGUGGCGAUUUGCCUUGCAAGAUGCUUUCAUUGCCUGAACUUCCAAAGAGACCAAAGAAUGGCUCAUAAAGCUAAUCUUGUUAUUAUUGGAAUUUCUGUUGGUUUGGCUCUUGGUAUUUUGAUUGCUUUACUCGUUUUUUGUGCCAUAAGAUGGUACAAGAAGCAUGCUCAUCUUCGACGUUGCACGAAUGAGCGUAGUGUAACGACUGUUCCUAUACGAAGUAAUGGCUUCGGCACAAGUACUGACUUCAGUGCGUCUCUCUCAAAUACUGUUGCGGUUAAAGGAUCAGAAAGCGGCCGCAAAAAUUCUCAGUUCUUUUUGUGGAAUAACCAAAAGAAAGAUCGACUUGCUUCCGUUUCAGGCAUACCUAAAUACUCAUACAAGGAUAUACAGAAAGCUACACAAAACUUCACGACUAUUUUAGGACAAGGGUCAUUUGGUCCUGUGUAUAAAGCAACAAUGGCUACCGGAGAAGUAGUGGCUGUGAAGGUUCUUGCGUCCGAUUCUAAACAGGGGGAGAGAGAGUUCCAAACUGAGGUAUCUGUGCUUGGGAGACUGCAUCACCGGAAUCUAGUAAAUCUAGUGGGAUAUUGUGUUGAUAAAGGGCAACACAUGUUAGUUUACGAGUUCAUGAGUAAUGGAAGCUUAGCAAACCUUCUUUAUGGUGGAGAAGACCGGGGUUUGAACUGGGAUGAAAGGCUUCAAAUUGCUCUUGAUAUAUCCCAUGGAAUUGAGUACCUACAUGAAGGGGCUGUCCCGCCUGUCAUACAUCGCGAUUUGAAAUCUGCUAAUAUUUUGUUGGACGGAUCAAUGAGAGCGAAGGUUGCUGAUUUUGGACUGUCGAAGGAAGAAGUAUUUGAUGGCAGGAAUUCUGGCCUUAAAGGCACAUAUGGCUACAUAGACCCAAUGUACAUAACGACAAGCAAUUUUACCAUGAAGAGUGACAUCUACAGCUUCGGCGUUAUAAUAUUCGAACUCAUCACAGCUAUCCAUCCGCACCAAAACCUAACGGAAUACAUUAACUUGGCAUCCAUGAGUCCAGAUGGCGUUGAUGAGAUACUGGAUAAGCAACUAGCCGGAGGGUGCAACAUUGAAGAAGUGAGAAACCUAGCUAGCAUUGGCCACAGAUGCCUGCAAAAGACACCGAGAAGGAGACCUUCAAUAGGAGAAGUUUCGCAGGCUGUUUUGAAGAUAAAGCAGAGACGACUUGCUAAAGAAGAUACCAUGUCUUUUGCCAGCAAAGAUCUUUCGCGUGCAGUGAGCAGAAUAGAGGAUCAGCAGGUGGAGUUGAGUAUGAUGGCCUCCAGUAAGGAUAGAGUGACAGAAUGAAACAGUUUUUUUCUUUGUAGGUUUACACUCCUCUUACGUUGUUGGUUUUUUUUUUUCUAGCUUACUGUGUCUAGUCCCUCCUGAGCUAUUCUUAAAGGAUGCUGAUGAUAGAGUACAUACAUACGUGAGUUUUAGGACUUUAGGACUUAAAUCAAUGAGCUUUCGAGGAUUUUAAGAAUCACGGUGAGGUAUCUGAUGGGUUAAGAAGUUUCAGUAGCAAAAAGAAAGGAGGAUGGGUUAAGUAGUUCUUCAACUUUUUUUGUAACACAUGAAAUCAAGUUAGAAGAAAGAAAGAAAAAAGGCGUAAAAUCGAAAUGGUUGUUCAUGUGCACUAUGUUCUAUCUUUCUAUUAACCGUUGCCAAUCAACCUUCAUCAAUCAAGAUUCAAGAAAGCAAGAUCACUCGUCAAAAGCCGGCAUCUUCUUACCAAGUGCUUUUGCCUCACAAAAAACAUAUCAAACAAGACUUCGAAGAUAUUUGUUGACAAAGACUUUCUAAAAUCCAUGAACUCUAUCUUUUACAGGCAAUGCCAGCCUAGCCUUGAAGUCUACUGUCCCCUUCAUUCAUUCAUUACUGAAACAAGGUUUCAAAUUGAAGGGGGAGAUCCGGAAAAUAUCAA